Molecule: messenger RNA, 1737 nt
Organism: Gopherus evgoodei (Goodes thornscrub tortoise)
Lineage: Eukaryota; Metazoa; Chordata; Testudines; Testudinidae
Gene: STX19
Product: syntaxin 19
Exons: 2
Coding region: 336-1217 (293 amino acids)
Biological process (GO): intracellular protein transport; synaptic vesicle fusion to presynaptic active zone membrane; exocytosis
Cellular component (GO): SNARE complex; presynaptic active zone membrane; endomembrane system
Molecular function (GO): SNARE binding; SNAP receptor activity
Source: RefSeq, a predicted model, not a curated record
CUCUUCUACUGUAGUAUUACAUUGCAAGGAGUCAGCUUCUCAUACCACAGCUCUCUGAGAUGCACCCUCCAGAUGAUUAUUUAAGAACUAGGAGGAGCAGGCAUGCAGAAACUGUUUAACAGAAAGGCACUCAAGACGCAUUACUUAAGCAAAUGGUCAAAAUCAUACUUUUCAGGAUACACUGAAGUUUACUCUUAGAAGUAGGAUUCCAGCACUGAAGAACAAAAAAAACCAAAAAAAACAAGACUGCCACCAGCACAGGACUAUAAGGAUUACAGUGACAUCCACUCAUAAGGAAAGAAAGAUAGCUUGCUGUUCCUUGCACAACGGAAAAAAUGAAAGACCGCCUGCAAGAACUUAAACUGCGAGCAAAAGAACUGCAGCUAGCUGAAGAGAACAGCUGUGCACCUGAGGUGAAAGACGACCACCAAGUAGAGUUGGAACAGCAAGCUAUUAUUUAUGAGAAAGAGCCCAUAACUGAGAGGCACCUAAAUGAAAUCCAGAGACUUCAGGAUGAGAUUAGUAACUUGGCAGAGGAUGUUCAAAAGUUUGGUCAGCAGCAGAAAAGCCUCGUGUCCUCAAUGAGAAGGUUCAGUGUUCUUAAAAAGGAGUCCAACAUUACAAGAGAAAUAAAAAUUCAAGCAGAGCAUGUAAGUAAAUGCUUGGAUGAACUAUCAAAAACAGUGAAGAAGUCUGAAAGUGAACACGGGCCAUCUUCUGCCAUUGUAAGAAUCCUUACAUCUCAGCAUGCGUUCCUUUUCCAGCGUUUCCAGAACACCAUGUUUUCAUACAAUGAUGCUAUAACAGCCAAGCAGGAGAAAUGCAAGACAUUCAUUUUCCGCCAGCUUGAUGUGGUUGGGAAAGAGGUCUCCGAGGAAGAAGUGAAUGAUAUGCUUCAACAAGGAAAAUGGGAGAUUUUCAAUGAAAAUCUGCUUACUGAAGUCAAAAUCACUAAAGCUCAACUAUCAGAGAUUGAACAAAGACACAAAGAACUGGUCAAUCUGGAGAACCACAUCAAAGACUUAAAGGAAUUGUUUAUCCAGAUCUCACUUCUGGUGGAGGAACAAGGGGAAAUUAUCAACAACAUUGAAAUGGGUGUAAACAAUACUCAAGAUUAUGUUCAAACAUCAAGAGAGAAGUUUAGACUUGCAGCCAAGUAUAGAAAGAGAAACCCUUGUAAAGCAAUAUGUUGCUGGUGUUGUCCAUGCUGCAGAUAACAAAAAGGGAUGAUUCUCAACAUUCACAGGCUACUGUUUUGCCAGCAGAACUUUUGAAGCAGUUCUGUGGAUUCCAUUUACACUUCAGUUUGUCUCUGUUUACUCUCCCCACCUCGAGGGCUCUUUCCUUCAACUUCUGUGCAUCUCACGCUCAAAAGGGAAAAAAAAAUCCUCUCUGAGCUCCUGCAAAUGGCUCUUCCUGGCAGAACUAGAGAAGUAGUACCUAGGGAUUCUCAGCAGUUUGUCUGCUUCUGAUAGGUUGCGGUAGAAGUGUUAUAUUGGAAGCACAGAUGAAGUGGAAAGAUCGCCUUUUCUGAUCCUACCAACCCAGAGUGAUCCUGCUUUAAAAGAGGUUGUCCAGUGGAGCUGGUGGAUUAUCACAGUGACCAGUGUGAUAUAAGCACAAGGUCUAGGAGGUUCUGCCAGCGGUGCUGGGAAGUAUUAACAGUAUUGCAAAGCCAAACAUUCAGAAGUCAUGUGUCGGGCCCCCAGAACCAUGAGACUGGCUUACUUAUAUUUU